AUGGCGCUGAGUCAACGAUAUCGAUCGGAGAAUUGCACCCAGGCACCGCCCACCCAACAAUUUUCGAAAGAGGAGACUUCCAGGUCCAGUGUUUCGUCUGCAGUCAUGGCUGAAGAACCUGGUACUGCCCCACAAGAGCAGAAGACGGUCACAUUCAAACUCUACCUGGACUGCGCCAUAAUUAACAUCCAGUUCAAAGACAAGCACGACUUAUUCGAGUCGCUGAAGAAGAAGUUGGAUGACUUGGGUAUACCGAUAACCAGCGUUUAUUCAACUGAUAUCAACAAGAAACCGCUCCAACUCAAAGAUGCCGAUGCAGUAGCGCUUGCUGCCGGCAGCAAUCGAAAGCCGUUGUUUGCUCACAUCCAAGACGACGAUGCGGAAUGCCCGGAUGGACAUGACCUUCCCCUAUGGCAACGACACGGUCAUGGACGUCAUUCUCACAGGCGUCACUCGUCUACGAGUCACGGCUCGAGAAGUCAUGAGCAUUCUCCCGAACCCUUCCUUCAUCGCCCUGGAGACCAUGAUCACCCUGACAGCCAUCACCCAGAACACCCUUGCCAACCUCCACAUCCUCCUCCUCCCCCUCCUUCAUAUUUUCGCUGUUUCUGCGGGGCCUUCGGUCCCCACGGGAUGGGAUUUGGUUGUAGGCCGAUUCCAUUUCAUGGCCAUGGAUUCGGUCACGGUUAUGGACAUGGAUUUAGGCAUGGCCAAGGGUGUAAGCAGGGUUACAGUCAUGGUGCCCCCUGUUCUGCCUGUGAACCCAAGCAUCAGUGCCCUGCUUUUGGUCGCAACUCUCGUCACCAUUGUCCUGGGUGCGGUGGUAAUGGUUUCCACGGUUGA
Molecule: messenger RNA, 843 nt
Organism: Haemonchus placei
Lineage: Eukaryota; Metazoa; Nematoda; Chromadorea; Rhabditida; Trichostrongylidae
Source: the annotation of a GenBank genome assembly